Zalophus californianus (California sea lion) is the source of this 5998-nucleotide messenger RNA. RefSeq names its product cyclin P (gene CCNP). Bases 4987 to 5979 code for a protein of 330 amino acids. The record is from RefSeq and is a predicted model, not a curated record. Gene Ontology annotation, biological process: mitotic cell cycle phase transition; regulation of cyclin-dependent protein serine/threonine kinase activity. Gene Ontology annotation, molecular function: cyclin-dependent protein serine/threonine kinase regulator activity. Gene Ontology annotation, cellular component: centrosome; nucleus; cyclin-dependent protein kinase holoenzyme complex. The transcript has 6 exons. Lineage: Eukaryota; Metazoa; Chordata; Mammalia; Carnivora; Otariidae.
UGUCCAGGGACAGGCAGGGGGCCUUUGGAAGCCGCGGGGUUGGGGGUUUGGGAAUCCCUCGUGUAGAUGGGGCGUGAUCUGCCCCUUGGGGCACGAGGGGGGCCCAGGGGAUGGGCACUGCCUCCUUGCCCUGCCUUCCUCAGCCCCCCCCCCCCAGCUGCUCUCCUGACCCUGUGGAUGAGGCAGGAGGAACAUUUGGGGACGGGCCUCCUGCCGCCCCAUCCUGUGCCUUACCAGGGCUUCCUUCCCGCCGGCCUUCACUCCUGCUGGGCCCCGGGCCGGCCCCAGCCCUUGCCAGAGGUUGGGGGCGGGGGUCAUCCCCCCUUUCCACCUGGGGUGGAGGGCCCCGAUCCGCUGUUACACAUCUCGCACCGAGACAGUGUUGGGCCCUGUGGACUGGGGUCAAAGGGGGGGGGUGGGAAUGGGGGGGGGGUCUCUGGUACAUACAGGGGUGCAGCCUCUGAGCAGGAGAGGCUCCAGGGCCCUCCCCUCUCGCCUCUCCCUGGGCCCCACAUUCUGCAGCCUUAAGGUGAACGUGUGUCAGUGCUGUGGGCACGUGUGUGUGGCCUCAGGCUGUUGUGUUUGUGGAUGGCCCCUUGCGUCUGGGACGUGGAUGCACACGGGGUAGGGUGUGUGUGCAUGCGUGUUGGGUGUGUGUGUGUGUGUGUGUGUGUGUGUGUGUGAGGGCAAGCGUGUCCCGGCCUUGAAUGCGUGGUGUGUGUGGGCUUGGGCCCUGUCCCUGGCCCGAGCAUUUCAUCCCAUAGGGGAGGGGUGCUGGCCUGGUGGGGAAGCCACACCUGGGGUCCAUUUGCUGCCCAGCCCCCCUCCUGCCCUGCCCCCAGCAUCUCCGGGUGUGUGGAAUUUAGUUGUGGCUUUGAUCUCCCUGCCCCACCUCCUGUACUAGGUAGUUCAGAGAGAGACAUCCUAGGGUGGGGUGCGGGGUUGGUUUGGGUGGGUGGGGGGUAUUUUUCCUUUCUGUGUGUGUAUGUCAUUUGACAAUUCUCUAUCCUCCCUACUGGCCUUCCCUAUUCCUCCCAUUUGUACGGUACAAGCAAUAAAGACACUCGUUUCGGACGGGGGCCCGCUGCCCUGGGCCAUUCCUUGCCUCUGGAGCCUGGCCCUGCUGACCUGCUCCUGGGACGUGUCCGCUGUUGCGGGACCUGGGCACCUGGAGCCACGCUCACCCUCUGGCCGUCGGGGUGGGCAGGUGGGGCUCAGUGUGGGCGCCCCUGCGGGUGGAAGCUGCCGAGGGGCUUGGGAAGCUUCCUGGGGUGUGCGGGUACGGUGGGCAGAGACCAUGGUGUAAAGAAGGGGAGGACAAGGGUGAGGUAGUCGGGUGGGUAGCUCUGAACAAGGAGCGUGCGUGAGGCGUCACUGAGCCCUAGAAGUGGGCGCAAAGGGAGUGGGUUCACUGCAUGGGGCCCUUGGGCCCUAGAGCUGGGCAUUGCCUGCACGUUGUCUUCUCCCCACUUAGGCUAAACCAGGGAGUCUUGAGGCCCCCAAAUUCCAACACAGUCCUUGGUGUACGAACGGGAAUCGUGGUGGCUGUCAGCUGGGGGCACCUCUGGUGACAGCCCUCACAGCUCUGGGAUCCUCUGACGGCCGCCCCCUUUAGCCCGGGCUUCCCGGGCUUGACUCACUCUGCCCACACCUGGGGACCAGAGUGGCCCCCGCACAGGUGAAUUGAAUGUCAGACUUCGCCAGAAGGCGGUAGGGCUUCUUCACAUGCACGGAAUCUCAGAGAUCUUGAGUGAGGGUAAGAGAAAAGUCAGAUGCGGUGCAUAGGAAUCUGCUUUUGCUGCAGCUAAGACCCAAGGAAUGCGUGGCUUUUUCUCACUUCAUGUGGACUUCAGUAACAAAAGUAUGUCCCGGCGGUCAUGAGACAAGCAGCGGAGAAGCUUCUAGAGAAAAGCCUUCUAGUUUUCCCUCCAGUGGAGGCCCCUGAGGAGACCCGGGCCAGUUCGUUUUCACGUCACCCCCCUUACUCUCUGGCGGGGGCUAUCCUGCGCCUACCUCAGUCCGCUGGGUCACCUCGCGGCCCCCCGGGUCCCCGGUGCGGGGCCCACAGGCUGAUGAACCGCUUCCCUCGGGCAAACAUAGCUCCCUUGCUGUAGUGGUGCUUCCUUCUGUAGAACUUUUCCCAAAGGGACUUUCAGCUGGGAGCAUUUUAAUAAAAUUUUACCAAUUGGAAACCUUAAGUUUUGAGUAGAUUAAUUUUUUUGUCAUUUGCUUGUGGGAAAUUUCUCGUGGUGUGUGUGUGAGAAUAACGUGAGCAACACCAAAGUCCGAGGAAGCAAGUAAAGUGAAAAUGAGCCUGGAUCCCAGCUCCUGAGCGCUCAUCCUGGUGCUCGCUCGUUUCCUCUCCUCUCUGCAGAUGCACAUGGCAUCAGAUAAAGGUUCUUUCCCUUCGGUUUGGUUUGGUUUGGUUUUGCGUGGCUUGCCUCCCAGCUGUGGCCUACAUUCUAGGGUGGCUGGAAUUUAAUACGUGUCUGAUAGCUUUCCAGAGUGUGCUGAUUCACAGAUUUUUACCUUUAUCUUUUAAAUAAUUGCAGGUGCAGGCUUGAAGAAAACUUCGAAAGAAUAGUACUAAACACAGUUCUAGGCCUGGAGCACCUUGUAGUGCCCCGAAGGAAGGACCCGCUCAAAAGCGGCCAAAGCAGACCCUCCCUGAUGGGGGGUAUGUGAAGGGACCUGGGGGCCCGUGGAAAGUACCCCCGCUGGGCUGAGAGUACUUGGAGCAGCAAAGGAAAUAGCAUAGUGCUGGCUUCUACCCAAAGUUCACAAUCAGUGAGUUCGCAAGCAGAUAAAUGAUCAAUGGUGGGAACAGACGUAACUGAACGGACUUCAGGUAAUUUCUGUAGAUGCUGCGCCUCCAAGGUGUGGGCUGCAAAGUGACUUCCUUCCAAAGAGGACAGUAUAGAAAGGGGGGAAGCAACCUCUCCAUGAAGAAACCUGACAAACAUUACCUCAGCCGGUGAUCAAGGUCAAUAUCAACCAUGUAACUCCUGUUGGCAGGAAGUGCCCUUGAUAGGCGAUGAGGGUGGUAUCCCAGUUGGUCCGUGGUUGUGAGAAAUGCACUACACUAAGGAGGUUGGUGGGGGAAAGCAGGUGUGGGGUGCAGGGGAACUCUGUUCUCUUUGCAGCUUCCCAUAAACUUGCUUUAAAAUUUGACUUUAAAGGAAGUACAAGCAUUCUCAUUGACCCUUCAUGCAGGUUCCUGUGACCAUUUUCUGCUUACUCUCUCCUCCCCGCUGAGUGUUUACAUAUCUGCCCUGAAGCGAGAACAUUCUCUGGCACAGCCAACAGUUCAAUUAACCAGGUCGGGAAGUGAAUACUGAAACAACCCUCUUCUCUCAGGUCUUUAUCAAAUUUGACUAAUGGUCGCACUCCUGUCGUUAUACACAGAAGAACAGUCACCUGGCUGAUGACUCCUGUUGAAUUCAGUUGUCAGGUUUGAAACUUAACAGGGCAGUUAUGUCACAGAAUGUUCUAAAGUUACGGCUUGUGGCCUGAUGUUUCCCCACGGUUAUAGUCAAGCUACCUUUAGGAGGAAAUUUGAGAAAUGUGCCCUUCUCCCUGCAUCCUCUCAAAGAGGGACGGGACAUUCUGUCCCAUGACUGGUGAUGACUUUGAUCCCUUAAGGUGGUGACUUGUCAGGUGUCUUCACUGGAAAGUUACUACUUUCCCUUUGUAGUUAGUAUCUUGUGUAGAGAUACUCUGAAAAUGUAGAUAUCUAGGUUUUGAUCAAGUGUUCAGGCAAAGGGAAUGGCAAGCACAAAGGCCCUGAGGCCGGCAGGUGCUGGAUGUGUUUGGGGAAUGUAAAGAGGGUGUGUCAAAUAGAACAAGGGAGGGGGAGAACAGAAGGAAAUGGGGUUAGAGAGGUAACAAUGGGCCGAAGGGACCAUGUGGCCAAGGUAAGGAGUUUGGGUGUUCAUGUUAGUGUGACAGGAAGUCAUUGGUUCAGCAUCUCACAUUCUUCUCACUUUUCCAGCCUUGCUGACCUCCUAGUGCCUGAAAAUAGCAACCUCUUUCCUACCUCGGUGCCUUUGCUCAUGCUGUUUCCACCACUUGGAAUAUUCUUCCCUCCCUUUGCAUUCCUCGCUCCUUGCCUUUCAGGUUUCACUCCAGCAUCACUUCCUCAGAGAGGCCCUCCAGGCCACCCUUUCUAAGUUAUGUCCAGCCUGUUCACUUACUCAUCCAACAAAUACCUGAGUACAUGCCACGUGCCAAACUCCGUUCUAGGCACUGGGAAUACAGCAGUCAAAACAAAACACCAGCCAAGCCUUGCCCUCCUGGAGUUCACAUUCUCAUCGGGAGGGAGGCAGUAAAUAAACAGGCAGUAAGUGCUAAGGAGAGAGUAAGUUACAAAGAAUGGUGAUAGGAAGUUCUCAGGAUAGCCUUUUUCACAGGGAAGGUAGCAUCUGAGUAAAUACCUUAAAUGAGGGAUCUCUGAGGGAGAAGCAUUUCAGGCAAAGGAAACAGCCAGUGCAAAGGCCCUGAGGUAGGAGCGUGCCUGGUGUAGGUGAGAAUAAGCCAGGAGUUGGGGGGAGGGCUGAGAGAUGAACUCAAAGGUGUGUGGGGAUGGGUGGGAGGAUCAAAAAGGACCUCGUGGACUUUGAAAUUGAGGGAGAUGGGAGCCACGAUGGAGUUCUGAAUGGAGGCAGAGUGCGAUCUGACUUGGGUGCGCACAGGAUCCCUCUCUGGCUGCGUGGGGGCGGGGCGGGGCAGACUGGGGGGGAUGGGAACCAGGGAACAGUGAGGAGUUCGCUGUGCUAGUCCAGACCCAUCGCUGGCCACUUGUCUUAGUAGUUUUGAAACAAUCCUUACUUUACAGCUGAGGAAAGGGAGCCUCGGAGGGGCUGUUUCUGAUCCUAAAGGAAGUAGCAGGAAGAGGGUUUGACUCCAGCUGCCUGACCUUAGGUUUGGAGGGGCCAGAGCCAACCUGCAUAGCAUUCGCCAUCACCUCUGCACCUGCCCAGGUGAGGCAUGCUCAGCGCGCAUGCGUGCAGGCACAGUUUAAAGCAACCGCCGCGGGUCUUUCGCUCCAGCAGGAAGAGGGGCGCUCGGCUUGGUCCUCGGACGCCAGUGUGGAGAAUGCUGAGUCCCGCCGCCGCCUCCCCCAACUCUCCCAGCGCCCCAGACCCCGACAGCAUCCCCGAGGGCAGCCAGGAGAGGCCCCCUGGGCCGUGCGCGCCGCCGGGGCUGGCAGAGGCGCUGAGCGCGCUGGGGCUGGAGGGAGAACGCGAGUACGCUGGGGACAUCUUCGCCGAAGUCAUGGUGUGCCGCGCGUUGCCCCGGAGGGCCCUGCCCCCGACCGUGACGCCAGAGAUGCGCGCGCUAGUGGUGGACUGGCUGAUCCAGGUGCACGAGUACCUGGGCCUGGCGGGCGACACUCUCUACCUGACGGUGCACCUACUGGAUUCCUACCUGCGCGCCGGCCGAGUGCGCCUACACCGCCUGCAGCUGCUGGGCGUGGCCUGCCUGUUCGUGGCCUGCAAAAUGGAAGAGUGCGUCCUUCCCGAGGUGAUGCUACUUGCCACCUACUUUUUGGAGCUGUCUCUGCUGGAGGCCGAGGCCGCAGGAUGGGAGCCCGGUCGGCGCGCAGCUGCGGCGCUGAGCCUGGCGCACCGCUUGCUCGACGGGGAGGGCUCCGGCCUCGAGCCCUCGCUUUACAGCCUCGAGCCUCCCGCUCCGAGGACAGGUCGUCUUCACCGCUGCCCCUGCCCCCGCCUCAGUUUCUCCGUCUCCCCGCCGCAGCCCCGCGGAGCUGCGCCCGCUCGAGCCAUGCAUGGCCCGCGCCGCGCUCCGAGGCCCCGCGCCUGGCCGCGCCGCCAUCUUCCUCAAGUACGCGCGGCCCCAGCGCCAGGGCACCAGCCUCGCCGCCGCCCGGCUCCUCCGCCGCCCCCAGCCCGGGCCUCCCUGAGCCCGAGACCCCAUCAAAAAAGACUGUCUGUGUGUAUCCGUCUCCCACUUAAAUAAAAGAGGUUUUUUUGUUUUG